AUGAAUGAUCCAAUGGUGUAUUCAUAAUAAAGAGCUCAAACAGAAACUAAUUCUUUAGGGUUCUCUCAAUCACUUGAAAAUUUAGAUACAAAUAGUUUGAAAGAAGACCUUAAUAAAAGCAUUGAAUUAGGACGCAAAAAGCGAAAAUAGUUGACUCUUGAUAAUCCUGAAUUUAAUAUCAAAUAAGAAAUUGAAGAUGAAAAAUAGAACAUUAAGGUACAAACCCUCAUAAGGAGAGGAAUAGCAGAUGCUCUAAAGAUAUAAGAAUUAUGUACAAUAAUAAUGUUUAUUAAUAAGUAAAGUUGAAAAUUACAGCAAAAGACAAUAAUAACCAAAUUCACAGUCUCUUUAGAUGGUGCAUGCUAAUAUUAUAUAAGGAAAAUCCUGAAAUUUAUAAUUGGUCAGAGUUUAGAGUAAGAACUAAUCUUGAUUUUGUUAGAAAUAAGUUCUUGAAAAGAAUAAUGGUCAAGACCUUCGAAAUCGUUUAGGAUAUCAAAGUGUUAUUCAUAUAACUUCACUUGAAGGAGAGAAAACAAAAUAUUUGUUAAAUUUAAAAAAACCAAUUUUAGAACAAAAUAGUAAACCAGAAGAAGUAUAACAUGUACUAUUGAAAAUAUUUGAUAUUGUUGAAAUAAUCUAUAAAACUCAUGAACAUGCAAAAAGAAUUAAUUAACUAGUUGAUAAUUUGUUGAUGGUAAUUGAAUUUCUAAUGUAAUUUAUAGCAAGAGAGCAAAAUCAAGCAAUACAAAGAAGAAAUUGAUAAAGUUAAUUAGGAAAUUCAGGUAGCCAAGUCUAGCUUGAAAAGUUUGGAAAGCAAGUCUUUGGAUGAUGAAAUCAUUCAAGAAUGA
This is a messenger RNA of Paramecium pentaurelia, 848 nucleotides long. Lineage: Eukaryota; Ciliophora; Oligohymenophorea; Peniculida; Parameciidae. The record is from the annotation of a GenBank genome assembly.